Erpetoichthys calabaricus (reedfish) is the source of this 2520-nucleotide messenger RNA. Its product is annotated as Kv channel-interacting protein 1-like. Lineage: Eukaryota; Metazoa; Chordata; Cladistia; Polypteriformes; Polypteridae. Gene Ontology annotation, biological process: regulation of potassium ion transmembrane transport. Bases 346 to 1044 code for a protein of 232 amino acids. The transcript is spliced from 8 exons. Gene Ontology annotation, molecular function: potassium channel regulator activity; transmembrane transporter binding; calcium ion binding. The record is from RefSeq and is a predicted model, not a curated record. Gene Ontology annotation, cellular component: voltage-gated potassium channel complex.
UGUUUAAAACCCCCCGAGAGAGACGCUGCCACACUGUGCCCUCUCAAUGCCAAUGUGCCUGAUUUUACAAGAAGUCAUCGCCACUUCCAGAAAUGCCAACUUGGUGUAAAUGAGUCACAGGGCAGCUGGAAAGAAAAGGAAAAAAUAAAAAAGGGAAUCCAGCUGGAAGUGCUGAAGCCGUCUGGGAUUUGGAAAACUGGCAGAGAGAGAGAGAAAGCGAGUGAGCGAGUGAGCGAGCAAGAGGGUCCGCAGGAGGGAUGGAGACGAGGAGGAGGAGGAGGAGGAGCUCCAAGGGGACGAGAACUUGAGGAGUACGAAACAGCCAGGGAGACGACGACAAGGAACAUGUGGAAGGAAGGAGAGUCCGAGGGGCUCCAGACGCUUGGCAUUGUGGUGGUCCUCUGCUCUACCCUCAAACUGCUGCACUUCCUUGGACUCCUUGACCUCACAGACAAUAAGGCCGAGGAUGAGCUGGAGAUGACGGUGGUCUGUCACCGGCCGGAGGGCUUGGAGCAGCUGGAGGCCCAGACAAAAUUCACCAAGCGGGAGCUGCAGAUCUUGUACCGUGGAUUCAAAAACGAGUGUCCCAGCGGACUGGUCAACGAGGAUACCUUCAAGCAGAUCUAUGCACAGUUCUUUCCACAUGGAGAUGCCAGCACGUACGCACAUUACCUCUUCAACGCCUUUGACUCAGGCCAGAACGGCUCCGUCAAAUUUGAGGAUUUUGUCAUGGCGCUGUCCAUCUUGCUGAGGGGCUCCAUCAGAGAGAAGCUGAGGUGGACAUUCAACCUCUACGAUCUCAACAAAGAUGGCUACAUCAACAAAGAGGAGAUGACUGACAUCGUCAGGGCCAUUUAUGACAUGAUGGGCAAAUACACCUACCCGGUACUGAGGGAUGAAGCCCCCCGGCAGCAUGUGGACGCCUUCUUCCAGAAAAUGGACAAGAACAAAGAUGGAGUGGUCACGUUAGAUGAGUUCAUCGCGUCCUGUCAGGAAGAUGACAACAUCAUGCAGUCUCUUCAGCUGUUUGAGAAUGUCAUUUAGGGGGGCUUCGCAACGCAGCCUGCCGGCCAGGACCCCAAGUUUAGGGUCUGCACCCCGUCACCCUGAGUGUUCCCAUUGUACAGCCCGGGGGAACUUGAGCCGGCUGGAGAGUUGGAGGGAUCUGCUCAGCGGAUGAGUGCGGAGGUGGAAGAGAUCCAGAUGGGGGGGUGGGGGGUGCCAACAGGGAGGGUGCCCCUGCACCCCCCCGCCCCCCCCCCUUUGUUCUUAUACGCAUGCUGUUGUUUUUAUUGUGCCAGAUGUUGGGCAGCGGUCGGGGGUGAGCUGGAGGGAUGCCACAAAGGCUCUCACCCUUCUCUUUUAAGAUGUGCCAGGCCUUUCAACUGAGACCUCCACCCAUGUCCAGGUUGGCAGCAUGGGUGGCCAGGCCACAGGACAGAAUACCUUGGCAGCAAACAUGCCACCCAAAUGCCUGUCCAGCAGUCCAUUUUAAGUCCGGCCUACCCAGCUCAAGGUUGCAGGGUGUUGAUGCCAAUUUUGACCCUGGUCAGGGUGCCAGUCUGUUCCAAACACUAAAGUGUCGAUCCAAUCUAUUUGCAUUAGCAGGGCCCCUGUGAUGUCACCAUCUUUGGAGCCCUGUCCCCCUUGGUCACAAAUGGAAGCUUCUUUGCCUGACAUUUUUAGGCAGCUUGGGUGAGUCAUUGGCUGCCAGUGCAAUGCCCAACAAGUGAGUCACGUCACCUAGCGGUGGCUGGCAUUGUAGAAAUAUAAGAGAUAAGCCGCCCCUUUGUGACAGACUCACAUUUGAUGUCACCCAGUCACUGGCCCUCGCGGUGUCACCUCGUGUGAGUCCCUCGCUGCACUUUGGGUCAAGUACACAUGCAGAGAAAGGCACUAUAAAGCUCCGUGCCCAGGGCUGCCACUGUAUUUUUGUCCUCGUUGACGCCUGGCUCAGAUGCCCCCGAGGGGGAGUGACCUCAAAAGCCAGGCCCCGCCCACUGCCCAGCUCCCGUGUGAUCUGUCGUCGGUUUGUGUCACUUGAUUCAUUCUGCGUGUUUCGUGGGGUCCCGUCUCUUGUUGCUGUUUAAUAUGGACGUCCAGCUGGGGCGCGAGCCGUUCGGUGGGCUCGGACCACCCAAACACACAGCGGAGCGGAGGGGGCUGACUGGACUCCGCUCGACCGACUCCGGCGAUGUCCGCCUGCUUGUGUCUCUGUGCAAGUCUUGUGUUCUGUCCCAGGAAUGAGCCAUUCAGCUUCUGUGAACAAACAAAAAAACAAAAACGACUCGAACACUGUGACCCCGAGGACAGGAGAGCGGAGGUGUGGCGCGAGUCGGGCGCAACGUCCAGGAGUCCAAGCCAUGACCGUCCACACUGAGCCCACAGAGAAUUCAGAUGAGUGCCGCCAUCGUGUCCCACGCUCAUCGCCGCCUCUUGGCAUCGAUUCGGAUCUCUGUAUCUCGAUUUCUUUUUCCUCUGUACAAAGAGAUUUGCUAGUAAACUUUUGACAAAACUCCA